CUGUUUUGAGCAAUAAAUUCAUCAGAGAAGUUGCACACCAGUCAAAUUGAUCUUUCAAUCUACGACCAAGUAAUGGCGAAUUGGGAAGAACUCCCACGAGAGAUCCUAGAACUCAUCGCUUGUCGACCAGCCCCAGAAGACUUUUUAGCUUUUGGAGGGGUGUGCACCUCAUGGCAGUCUGCUGCCACCAAAGAUACGUACAAGGCGAUGUCGAGAGCCCCGUGGUUCAUGACUUAUGUGCGCAAGCAAAUAGCUGAGUUCUUCAGCCCCUCUAGAGGAAGAAAUUUCCAGUUGCUAGCAUCUCGAGUUGCGACCAUGUCUCCCCCAGGAUGGCUACUCGCGUCAAAGGGGGACCGCGACUUUAUCUUCAAUCCGCUUACGCGUGUCAGCAUCGAACUCCCCUCCUUGGAGAGGCUUCGCCACAAGUCACCUCUCGCUGUGGAACUUGACGUGCUAAAGAAGCUCCGGUGCGGACCCAACAGAAUCCACAAGAUUGCGUUGUCCUCAAGCCCUUCUUUGUCCAGGAGCUACACGGCCAUGAUCUCUUUUCACGGGCAUUUUCGGGAUCAUAAACAGCUAGGGUUCACCUUUCUCAGAUCAGGAGAAGAUGCGUGGACGGUAGUGAGUCUAGCAACGCAUCUGCAUUGGUCCAGCGUCGUUGGACUCAUUCAUUACGACGGGCUAUUUGUCGCCUUGGAUGCGGACAACCAAAUAAUGACUCUUGACGAGAGAAAGGGUGGUAUGCAAUUGCGACUAGAUCAAGGGCAGAAUUUUCACCGUUGUGGGAAUCUCGUGGAAUGUUCAGGUUCAUUGCUGGUGGCUUGGAAGAUAAAGGGCGAAAACGAUGGACCUGUGGAAAACAUCCAAGUUCUCAAAGUGGAUUUGGAGAAGAGAACUAAGGAAGAGGUCGAGAGCCUGGGGAACGUUUCUCUCUUCUUAAAUUAUAACUCUUCCUUCUCAGUGGAGUUCAACGCAGAGUACCCCGAAUCUUGCUUUCUCAGGAUCAAGCCGAACCACAUCUAUUUCACAGAUUACAUGGAUGAGAAGAAGAAGAUUUACAGCAUGGACGACGGAAAGGUUGAGACAUACCUCGAUGCAACUGGCUGUCACCGUUAUGCAGGCGAGUGGUUCCAACCUGAUUUUCGAAACUUUCUGAAUAGGAAGAUUCUGACGUCAAACCAACUCGAUUGGAGCGAGCCCAUCUCCACCCUUGAUCACAACACAAGGGCAUCAUUGAGUGCAGAUCUACUUUCAGGGCAGCUUGCAAAGAAUAUUCCUAUUUCCUAUAAUAUACAUCCAUGGCUAACUUUCCUAUUUACCACCAACCACGAAGCCAAGGGCAAUGAACCUUCACCACGACCUGAAACUAAUCCUUUUACCACCUCAGACAUCGCUGGAAACAACCAUCCAACAAUUCCAUGA
Messenger RNA from Syzygium oleosum, 1422 nucleotides. RefSeq lists its product as uncharacterized. NCBI's taxonomy places the organism in Eukaryota, Viridiplantae, Streptophyta, Magnoliopsida, Myrtales, Myrtaceae. Bases 73 to 1422 code for a protein of 449 amino acids. The record is from RefSeq and is a predicted model, not a curated record. The transcript has a single exon.